Messenger RNA from Lemur catta (Ring-tailed lemur), 4762 nucleotides. RefSeq names its product mastermind like transcriptional coactivator 2 (gene MAML2). The record is from RefSeq and is a predicted model, not a curated record. The transcript is spliced from 6 exons. Gene Ontology annotation, molecular function: transcription coactivator activity. Gene Ontology annotation, cellular component: nucleoplasm. Gene Ontology annotation, biological process: positive regulation of transcription of Notch receptor target. The coding region runs from base 1 to 3270 and encodes 1089 amino acids. Lineage: Eukaryota; Metazoa; Chordata; Mammalia; Primates; Lemuridae.
AUGCCAAUUAAUGUGGCCACCACCAUUCUUAGCAGUAGAGGAAACAGAAAAGCAAAAGAAGCCCAGGAUGGAGAAUAUUUUGAGAAAGCUGCGUCUGAGCUCGAUACACAAAUCGUGGAAGGUUUAGCAUUUGAUUUCCGGUUCCACACUGACCCCUGUGCCUCCAGCCCCAGCCGUUGGGGCAGACAGACCAUUGUGUCUGGACCGUGCCCUGAGCAAGCCUACGCCUUCCCCCAGCGGACACCGCAGGCCUCAGAUAGCAUCGAGGUGUUCAAAUGGAACAAUGAGAACCAGGACAAGAGUGGAAAGAAACAGUUCGCUGGACCUCAGCAAAAGAAACUCCAGGGUUCCUUGAAAAGAAAACAGGUAGUUAACCUGUCUCCUGCCAACAGCAAGAGGCCCAAUGGCUUUGUCGACAAUUCGUUCCUGGAUAUCAAAAGAAUUCGUGUCGGGGAAAAUCUAUCUGCAGGACAAGGUGGCCUCCAAGUAAAUAAUGGACAAAGUCAGAUUAUGUCAGGGACCUUGCCUAUGAGCCAAGCACCCCUGAGAAAGACUAACAUUCUGCCACCCCACACACAUUCUCCUGGCAAUGGUAUAUUUAACAUGGGCUUAAAGGAGGUGAAGAAGGAGCCAGGAGAGACUGUGUCUUGCAGUAAGCACGUGGAUGGCCAAAUGACCCAGGAGAGUAUGUUUUCUAAUAGGUACGGAGAUGACUCUGGAGAGCAACUGAUGGAUCCGGAGCUGCAGGAACUGUUCAAUGAACUGACCAACAUAUCUGUGCCUCCCAUGAGUGACCUUGAACUGGAGAACAUGAUCAAUGCCACCAUAAAGCAGGAUGACCCAUUUAGCAUUGACCUGGGUCAGCAAAGCCAGAGGAGCACACCCAGGCCCUCCUUGCCCAUGGAGAAAAUAGCGAUCAAAAGUGAAUACUCACCAGGCCUGACUCAGGGCCCCUCAGGCUCUCCUCAGUUGAGGCCCCCAUCAGCUGGCCCUGCAUUCUCCAUGGCCAGCUCUGCCCUUUCCACUUCGUCCCCCAUCCCUUCAGUCCCUCAGAGCCAGGCUCAGCCUCAGACAGCCUCAGGAGCAAGCCGGGCCCUGCCGAGCUGGCAGGAGGUGUCCCAUGCCCAGCAGCUCAAACAGAUAGCUGCCAAUCGUCAGCAGCAUGCCCGGCUGCAGCAGCACCAGCAGCAGCACCAGCCCACCAACUGGUCAGCCUUGCCCUCUUCUGCCGGCCCAUCCCCCGGUCCGUUUGGGCAGGAGAAAAUCCCCAGCCCUUCUUUUGGUCAGCAGCCAUUCAGCCCACAGAGCUCCCCCAUGCCUGGGGUAGCUGGCGGCAGCAGCCAGCCGAAAGUCAUGUCUAACUACAUGUACAAGGCCAGCCCCUCGGCCCAGGGUGGGCACCUGGAUGUGCUCAUGCAGCAAAAGCCUCAGGAUCUCAGUCGAAGUUUUAUUAACAACCCGCACCAGGCCAUGGAGCCCCGUCAUGGCAACACCAAGCCUUUGUUCCACUUUAACUCAGAUCAAGCAAACCAGCAGAUGCCUUCAGUUUUACCCUCCCAAAACAAGCCUUCUCUCCUGCACUACACCCAACAGCAGCAGCAACAGCAGCAGCAGCAGCAGCAACAACAGCAGCAGCAACAGCAGCAGAGCUCAAUUUCAGCUCAACAACAACAGCAGCAGCAGCAACAGCAACAACAGCAGCAGCAGCAGCAGCAGCAGCAACAACAACAGCAGCAGCAGCAACAACUGCAGCAGCAGCAGCAGCAACAGCAGCAGCAGCAGCAACAGCAACAGCCACCAUCCCAGCCCACCCAACCUCUAUCAAGCCAGUCUUUGCUGAGGUCCCCCUUGCCGCUUCAGCAAAAGAUCCUGCUUCAGCAAAUGCAGAAUCAGCCCAUCACAGGACUGGGGUAUCAAGUCUCCCAACAACACAGACAGGAUCAACACUCUGUGGUAGGCCAGAACGCAGGCCCCAAUCCAAGUCCCAACCCCUGCUCAAAUCCAAACACUGGAAGUGGUUACAUGAACUCCCAGCAAUCACUGUUGAAUCAGCAAUUGAUGGGAAAGAAACAGGCUCUCCAGAGGCAGAUCAUGGAGCAGAAACAGCAACUUCUUCUGCAGCAGCAGAUGCUGGUUGACACGGAGAAAAUGGCUCCACAAGAUCAGAUAAAUCGACAUCUGACAAGGCCACCCCCAGAUUAUAAAGACCAAAGAAGAAAUGUGGGCAAUAUGCAACCAACUGCUCAGUAUUCUGGUGGCUCAUCGACAGUGAGUCUAAACUCUAACCAGGCUUUGGCAAACCCAGUUUCAACACACACCAUUUUAACUCCCAAUUCUAGCCUUCUAUCUACUUCCCAUGGGACAAGAAUGCCAUCGUUAUCUACAGCAGUUCAGAACAUAGGAAUGUAUGGAAAUCUUCCUUGUAAUCAACCUGGCACAUACAGCGUCACUUCAGGAAUGAAUCAAUUGACCCAACAGAGAAACCCAAACCAAUUGAUAGCAAAUCAAAACAACCCUCUGAUGCCACGGCCACCUACCUUAGGCCCAAGUAAUAAUAACAAUGUGGCCACUUUUGGAGCUGGAACUGUUGGCAAUUCACAACAAUUGAGACCAAGUUUAACCCAUAGUAUGGCAAGCAUGCCAGCACAGAGAACAUCGAACGUAAUGAUCACAUCCAACACAACAGCACCAAACUGGGCCUCUCAAGAGGCAACAACCAAACAGCAGGAAGCCCUGAAGUCCACAGGAGUCCGCUUCCCCACAGGGACACCUGCAGCCUAUACCCCAAACCAGUCAUUACAACAAGCAGUAAGUAGCCAGCAAUUUUCCCAGAGGGCAGUGGCUCCUCCUAACCAGUUAACACCAGCAGUGCAAAUGAGACCCAUGAACCAAAUGAGCCAAACACUAAAUGGACAAACCAUGGGUCCACUCAGGGGCCUGAAUCUCAGACCCAAUCAGCUAAGCACACAGAUUUUGCCUAAUUUGAAUCAGUCAGGAACAGGGUUGAAUCAGUCGAGGACAAGCAUAAACCAGCCACCAUCCCUGACACCCAGCAAUUUUCCUUCAUCCAACCAAAGUUCCAGGGCUUUUCAAGGAACUGACCAUGGCAGUGACUUAGCUUUUGACUUCCUCAGCCAACAGACUGAUAACAUGGGCCCUGCCCUAAACAGCGAUGCUGAUUUCAUUGAUUCUUUGUUGAAGACAGAGCCUGGUAAUGAUGACUGGAUGAAAGACAUCAAUCUUGAUGAAAUCUUGGGGAACAACUCCUGAAGAAGAAAGAGGAGACAAUUUAUAAACUCCAAGCACUAAAAGGCAGUAUUUUACAAGGACUCUGUAAAGGCCAAACUGUUGACUUUUAAGUGGACUACAUGAAGAUACCAUGGCUUAAAAUUGGGAAGCAGAAAGUAACUGCGAUGGUGAACAUUUUGGUCCAAAUUCUUGUCCUAAAUCUCAAACCUGAAAGUAAAACAUUGGGAUCACUUUUCCCUGUCUAAACUCCAGGACACAGUAUCCAAUUUAUCCAAACAGAACUGUGAUGUUGAUGUGUAAUUAAUUGUGUAAAAUAGGCUUCUCAAGCUCCUUUUCUCCCUGAAAGAAAGGUAAUAGAACUUGUAGCUUAUUUAAACCCCAUGUCAUGAGGAGGUACUAUUAAUAGUUCCAAGCAACAAAUUCCUUAAUUUGCUCUAAUAGAUAUGUGUGGUUUGAUUUUUCCACACUGUCCUUUCAUUUAAUUUUUCUAAAUCUUGCAGGAUGGAUUGAAAUGUUAUAGGUUUGUUUGGAGAAACCAAACAGUACCCUAAGUAAGGGAAAGCCAGAGAACCUAGAAAACAUCCAGUGGAAUACAGAAUUUCUUCCCUAGAUUCAUUGCUUACUUUUGCAGUUUUGCCACAAGUACUGUACUUUGGGAUGCAUGUAUAGUGAUGAAACAAGAAUGUAGAGCUGUAAAAUGUGAUUUUGGCUUCCACAGUCAAUUUCUAAAUCCACUCCCAACCAAGUUUUAGAUACAACCAAGACCUGUCCUAAUCAUACUGAAAUACUGAUGCACACCUGUCUAUAUUAGAUUUCACUUUUUAAAAAAUCCAUUGGACAUCACUAUAAGGAAGAUUUAUUUGGACAUAAAUAAUCUGGGGUAUUGCUUAUUGUGGUUGAUGCCCACUGGUUUAUACCCAAGCUGAAUGAAAUCAAGCCUUGUCCCUUCCUACUUAUUUUGAUGACCAGAGACUGGUUUGUAAGAAAAGGAAGUUUGGAGACCAAAACUGAGAUGAGAAGGUAUCAUGUUUUGGUUGGAGAUAAGAACCAGGAGUGGUGGGUUCAAGUGGUUACAGAUCUAUUUCUUAGGGUUUGAAGGGAAGCAUAAUUAAGAGGGAAAACAGUCUGCCCUUCUUCAGACGUAUUAUUUGGAUUUGGGUGAACAGCUAAAUAUUAAUGGAAUGUGGUCUGUUAGUAGCGGUUCUAUUCAUUCUUCUCUCCCUGACGUGAUGAAUCAUUGCCACAUGCUAGAUGGACCCUUCAUGUCCAGGUUUUCUCCCUCAAGGCUGAGCACUAUUUUGUUGAGUCAUUUAACCUCAGUGCCCAUAUACAGACCAGCUGUAAGAUGGGGAAGAUGUGUGCUGAUUUGGAAUGGAUGAAAAAUAUCACCAUCAUUUUCCUAAUUACAGAGGGACAAAGGUUAUCUUCAGUGCUUUCAGUUAUACACUCACAUAUUCAAAUAUCAAAUGUAAUUUAACUGAAGUCAUUUAAUAAUCAAGUCUUUAAAUAUCUG